AUGAACCCGUCAAACAGCUACAUCACAUCAGAGAAUGCUCGCCCCCCACGAUAUUGGACCCAUGAGCGUCCAGAGCACCCAAUAACAUACACUUUUACCAACUGGAGUUCGAAAACAAUGUUGUUGAUACCUCCGGCCGACACAGGGAGAACGUCUGGAUCUGAGCCCCUACCAUCAUAUACCAUCUCGGUAUCGCUGAACCUCAACCCAUUUCUCCCAAUAUCGUACGUGACAAGUGUUCAUAGAGUAGGGUCGGAAGACAACGUGUUUUUGGGUGAAUUCGAGUUAGCCAUGAACCAUUCUCGGGAAAUACUGAUGAUGGGAGGUUUCAGUACGCGCAUAUCAAACGUACUUUCCAAUAUACAAUCUUCACCGCGACACUGGUGGUGGGGUUUCGGUAGCGUAUGUCUUCGUUGGGAUUGUCGAACGGUGCUUGAAGAUGGGUCAUUUAUGUGCAUUUGCUACGCCGCGGAUGAAUCGAGGAGUCAACUUGCAACAUUUAUCCCUCCACCAAUUGCAUCAUCUCCGCCUCUUCCAGACCCGGUACUGACUGUGUUUCCGGAUGGGCAUCAGUGCUUUGACCAUAUAUUGAUAUCCGCUUUGAUCAUCGAGAGAAAGAUGACGAUGAGCUGA
Molecule: messenger RNA, 633 nt
Organism: Desarmillaria tabescens
Lineage: Eukaryota; Fungi; Basidiomycota; Agaricomycetes; Agaricales; Physalacriaceae
Exons: 5
Coding region: 1-633 (210 amino acids)
Source: RefSeq, a predicted model, not a curated record